AUGAAGUUCACUGCUGUUCUCGCCACUGUUGCUGCCCUCGCAGGCUCUGCAAAUGCAUUUUAUGGUCAGAUGGCCGCAUCCGCUUACGAGUUGAAUGAGGGUGGCAACUACCAAAUCAUCUAUCUUACCGACUACAACACCGGUUCAACUUAUCAGGGUACUCUCUGGGGAGGAUUCAACGCCUGCACUUCCACUGAGUGCAGUGCUGGCUUCUCUGAGACUAGCCCUGGAGGCUAUGACUUCACUGCUGCUCUGUGGCGUACCAGCGAUGGCUGCCACAACAUCGACUUCAAUGGCGCUUUCUCUGCUGGACACGGUUACUGCUGUGGCUCUCUGCCCUGUGACUUCUCUGCAUAG
This is a messenger RNA of Penicillium angulare, 357 nucleotides long. RefSeq lists its product as uncharacterized. The coding region runs from base 1 to 357 and encodes 118 amino acids. The transcript is spliced from 2 exons. NCBI's taxonomy places the organism in Eukaryota, Fungi, Ascomycota, Eurotiomycetes, Eurotiales, Aspergillaceae. The record is from RefSeq and is a predicted model, not a curated record.